This is a messenger RNA of Perca fluviatilis (European perch), 2546 nucleotides long. Its product is annotated as zinc-binding protein A33-like. The transcript is spliced from 2 exons. Lineage: Eukaryota; Metazoa; Chordata; Actinopteri; Perciformes; Percidae. The record is from RefSeq and is a predicted model, not a curated record. Gene Ontology annotation, molecular function: zinc ion binding; protein binding. The coding region runs from base 280 to 1671 and encodes 463 amino acids.
AGUCAACAUAUCCAGCAAUGAAUCAGAACUAAGGAAUGAGACACACCCCGUGUUUCAUGUGAAGCGACAACACUUAGCAGAGUAGGUGUGACAGAGCUCCACCCUUCAACUGACUCACCUGAGGCAAAAACCAGGAAACAUAGAGAGAUCGAGAUACAAAAGGAAAAACAGGAUCAGAUUCACCUUCAGACCACACUAACAACUUCCUCUGAGUGAGUUCAGCUACAGGAGAGAAAAGUGGAAAACUACAACACUGCUGAAGCUUCCCUCAGAGACAAAAUGGCUUCCAGAUCAGAGGAGGAUCUCUGCUGUCAGGUCUGUCAUGAUGUCUUUAGAGAUCCUGUUGUUCUGUCAUGUAGCCACAGCUUCUGUAAAGACUGUCUGCAGAGCUGGUGGACAGAGAAACCAACACAGGAGUGUCCAAUUUGUAAGAAAAUAUCUUUGUAUGAACCGCCUUGUAACCUGGUGUUAAAGAACCUGUGUGAGGCCUUCUUACUGGAGAGAGAUCAGAGAGCUUCUGAGGGUCUCUGCAGUCUGCACUCUGAGAAACUCAAACUUUUCUGCCUGGAACAUCAGCAGCCAGUGUGUGUCGUCUGCAGAGAUUCAGAAACACACUCCAACCACAGAAUCAGACCGAUCGAUGAAGCUGCACGUCAACACAGGAAGGAGCUUCAGAAAACACUGGAGCCCUUAAAAGAGAUGUUAAAGGUUUUUGAACAAGUUCAAGUGAAGUGUGAUCAAACGGCAAAACACAUGAAGGUCCAGGCCCGAUGCACAGAGAUGCAGAUUAAGGAGCAGUUUAAGAAGCUUCACCAGUUUCUAGAAGAGGAAGAGGAGGCCAGGAUGGCUGCUCUGUGGAAGGAAGAGGAGCAGAAGAGUCAGAGGAUGAAGGAGAAGAUGGAGGCUCUGAGCAGAGAGAUAGCAGCUCUUUCAGACACAGUCAGAGCCACAGAGGAGCAGCUGAGAGCUGAAGACGUCUCAUUCCUGAUCAACUACAAGGCUGCAGUGGAAAGAGUCCAGCAGCGCCCCCUGCUGGAUGAUCCACAGCUGCUCUCAGGAGCUCUGAUAGACGAGGCCAAACACCUGGGCAACCUGAGCUUCAACAUCUGGAACAAGAUGAAGGACAUGGUCUCCUACACUCCUGUGGUUCUGGAUCCAAACACUGCUAAACCCAACCUUAUCUUGUCUGAAGAUCUGACCAGUGUGAGACUAGGAAAGAGACAGCAGCUUCCUGAUAACCCAGAGAGGUUUGAUAAAUACCCCUAUGUCUUGGGCUCUGAGGGCUUUAACUCAGGGACUCACAGCUGGGAUGUCAAGGUUGGAGACAGUACAGACUGGGUACUGGGUAUGUUAGCAGAGUCUGUCCAGAGGAAGGGAGACAAACUGUCUGGAUUAUGGGGAAUAGGAUUCUAUCAAGGCAAAUACUCAGCACGGUCACUACCAGAUCCAGCCACUGAUCUCGUAGUGCAGAAGAAGCUCCAGAGGAUCAGAGUGACUCUGGACUGGAACAGAGGAAAGCUGUCGUUCUCUGAUGCUGAUACUGACACACACAUACACACCUUCACACACACUUUCACUGAGAAGAUGUUUCCAUUCAUUAGCACUUGGGAUAUUGUCCUACUGAAGAUAUCACCAGUGAAGGUGUGUGUGACAGUGGAGCAGAGCAGUUAGAGAUAAAGAGGAUGAUUAUAUUCAUGAUGUUUAUUUAUUAAAGGGAAAAGUCCCUGAAUUUAACCUCUUAAUCUGCACCUGUCCUUCUAAUGUUUUUGUUUGUUUAAAGUACAGUAUAUGUUUUACUUUAUUUUUGUUUACCUAUUUUUUGUAAUUCAUCUAGCUGACACUUUUAUCCAAUUGAUUUACAAUACAACCCAAAAAUUGCAAGAAUUCUGCAUAAAUAUUAUCUUUAUUAAAUAUUUUAUUAAACUGCUUCAAGUGGUGCAGUCAAAAGCAAGUUUUUUUUUCAUGUGUAAAAUGAUUUCAUUUAGUUUUGAUCUUUUGGUUCAUUUAGCCUUUUGCUUUUUAUCAAUACUGUUUUUAUUUUAAAUUGCUGUUCAUGUUUUAUUAGUUUGGCUAGUGUGGGUAGAGCCAGGAAGACAGAAAACACUUUGGAGAAGCUGAUUUGAUCACAAAAAAAUAAAAGAUUAUUCACUUAUCAGUAACUGAAUGUUUGAGCAGCCAACCAUUAUUUAAAUCAAACUUUAUUUUCAAUUCUAGUCCAGAUUAUAGAAAUAUUAAAAUCAAUGUUUAAUUACAUUAAGUGUCUUUAAAAUUUUCCAAAACAUAUGAACAAUUUUCUGUUUAAUGUAAUAAAGAAAAUUUAGUUUCAUUCAGUUUCCAUCAGUUGAAUUCUGCUGUUAGUCAUUUAAUCAGAGGAGGAGUCCUUCUAUUUAAGGUGGACAUGUCAGUUUUAAGGUGGACAUGUCAGUUUUAAGAUGGAUGUCUCAGUUUGGGUUCAGAAUGUAUGUAUUGUUGGUGAUUUAAGAACAGACAAUGCUGAUUGUAAAUUAAUUCCUGUUUUUUAACAACAUAAUAAAACGUUGUCUUUU